AUGUUGGCGCCAACUGUCACUAUUCAACCAUCAUCCCGACCGUCCAGUACGAUGGGAGAACGAGAAGUUAUGGCGUCUGCGGAUGGCAGCGAAGAAAAACAUGAACCAAAUGUGAAAGAGAUUGUUGCCCCUGCAAGAUUAAACGUCCCUCAGUCCGAAAACAAGUCAGAAAGUGAAGAUGAAGAUUAUCAAGAAGUGUCACGUCACACACAACAAAUGGGACAUAAUGUCGGACCAGCGGGAUAUUGGCAGAGUGUACCCAACAGCAGAGCAGCUAGUCCCGGUAAUGACAACGGAAGCGAAACAUCAUCAGUUAUGCCUGCUCCUGUCCCUGGAUUGGCUGCUUCUAGAGUAGCUAAAGACAAAUAUAAUCAUCUAUCGUAUUGGAAAGCGAGAAAAGUGACGUUUUUUAAAAAUGGCGAUUUAUACUUUCCGGGAUUAGAACUACGGUUCAGACCUGGGAGAGAUAUUGGAAAUUUAGAAGCAUUAUUGGACAAAUUAUCAUCUCGAAUGGAUUUACCUCGUGGAGCACGAUAUUUGUUUUCUAUGGAUGGCGGCAGGGUUGUCAGCUUAGAUCAAUUAGAAGACGAUCAGUCAUACGUGGUUUCCUCUUAUAAAAGUUUUAAGGUAUUUAUUUAG
Molecule: messenger RNA, 639 nt
Organism: Macrosiphum euphorbiae (potato aphid)
Lineage: Eukaryota; Metazoa; Arthropoda; Insecta; Hemiptera; Aphididae
Source: the annotation of a GenBank genome assembly